Molecule: messenger RNA, 129 nt
Organism: Pyricularia grisea
Lineage: Eukaryota; Fungi; Ascomycota; Sordariomycetes; Magnaporthales; Pyriculariaceae
Exons: 1
Coding region: 1-129 (42 amino acids)
Source: RefSeq, a predicted model, not a curated record
AUGCGUUUCGAACUCCCCCUUAUUAUAGCUUUUAUCGCCCAUGUGGCUCAGGCCAACCCCACGUUACUUAAUAAUUUAAAGGCUCGCCAGCUCGAACAUGGACGUAAGUUUCCCUCACAGUUUUAUUGA